AUGCCUCUCCAAUACGACCCCGAAUUCAUCAAAGAGGCUGGCCCUGCCCUCCACAUCCUCGGCGGUGCCAGUAAAUUCCCAGUUCACGACGUUGACAGUCGAAGAGCAUACUUCGCAAGUUUCACCAGAGAACUUCCUCCCCUUCCGGAAAAUGUCGAAAAGAUCACCCGUCAAGCUUCAGCUCCGGACGGCCGCCAAGUUCCCAUCCAUCACAUCCGCGUGAAAGGGAAACAAGUCAAUCCAAACGGCGAGCCUGCCAUCGUCCACUUCCACGGCGGAGGAUACUUCCUCCUCAGCGCGGAAACAUGUCUCCCUCCAAUCGUUCAGGCAGUGUCGCAAACUGGAGUCCAAAUCCUCAGCAUCGACUACCGACUAGCCCCCGAAAACCCGUACCCCGUCCCAUUCAACGACUGCUGGGCGGCAUUGCAGUGGGUAUACGCAAACGCAAACGAACUCAAUAUCGACACUGCUCGGAUCGCGGUUAUGGGCGAGAGUGCCGGGGCAAGGGAUACAAAUCUCUCGCCUCCUCUCGCGAAGCAGAUCCUGGUUUACCCCAUGCUGGACGACCGAACCACCACCAACCACGCGGGUGAACUAGCGAUGUGGAAUGAAGCGGAUAAUAUCACAGGGUGGACGGCGUAUCUAGGAGCCGAUCGGGGCACGGACAAGAUUAAGGCAUAUGCUGCUCCGGCACGAGUUGAAAGUGUAGAUGGUCUUCCGCCACUUUAUUUAGAUAGUGCGCAGUUAGACAUGUUUGUGCAUGAAGAUCUGGAGUAUGCGCGCCAAUUCGUGACCGCUAAUAUCCCGGUCGAUCUUCAUGUUUAUCCUGGAUUGCCUCAUGGAUUUGAGGCGUUUUCUUCGGGAACUAGUGCGACGAAGAGGGCUUAUGAGAAUCGAUUUAGGGCCAUGACUAGUUUUUAA
Messenger RNA from Penicillium manginii, 921 nucleotides. Its product is annotated as alpha/beta hydrolase. The transcript is spliced from 2 exons. The record is from RefSeq and is a predicted model, not a curated record. The coding region runs from base 1 to 921 and encodes 306 amino acids. Gene Ontology annotation, molecular function: hydrolase activity. Lineage: Eukaryota; Fungi; Ascomycota; Eurotiomycetes; Eurotiales; Aspergillaceae.